This is a messenger RNA of Paraglomus occultum, 1629 nucleotides long. The record is from the annotation of a GenBank genome assembly. Lineage: Eukaryota; Fungi; Glomeromycota; Glomeromycetes; Paraglomerales; Paraglomeraceae.
ACACAAACGUCGACCGGGAAACCGGUCGCAAAGCCCAAUUGUCCAACAUCACGGCGGCAAAAACUGUUGCCGAUAUCAUCCGCACUUGUCUUGGCCCUCGGUCAAUGCUAAAAAUGUUACUUGAUCCAAUGGGUGGUGUGGUUUUGACGAAUGACGGUAAUGCGAUAUUGAGGGAGGUUGAAGUGGCACAUCCUGCCGCAAAAAGCAUGAUCGAGUUGAGCAGAACGCAAGAUGAAGAGGUUGGCGAUGGGACAACUAGUGUUAUUAUUAUAGCCGGUGAGGUGUUGGCUGAAGCUUUACCCUAUCUUGAGCGUAACAUACAUCCAAUUGUCAUCAUCUCGGCAUUUAAGAAAGCACUUGAAGAUGCUAUCGCCACGAUCACAGAAAUCUCAAAACCGGUGGACACAAAUGACGAAAAUGAAAUGAUGCAACUCGUCAAGAGUUCUAUCGCUACGAAAUUUGUAAGCAGAUGGAGUGAUUUAAUGUGUACGUUAGCACUACAAGCUGUGAGAACUGUUGUAAAAGAAGAAGAUGGUAAAAGAGAAGUAGAUAUUAAGCGUUACGCAAGAGUUGAGAAGGUUCCCGGAGGGGAAAUCGAAGAAUCUAAAGUUCUAGACGGUAUAAUGCUAAACAAAGAUGUGACACAUCCGCACAUGCGUCGACGUAUUGAAAAUCCGCGAAUUGUUCUCCUCGACUGUCCUCUCGAGUACAAGAAAGGAGAGUCACAGACUAAUGCAGAAAUUACGGAUGAAAACCAUUGGAAUCGCUUAUUACAGAUCGAGGAAGAACAGAUCAAAGAAAUGUGUGAAAAGAUCAUUGCUGUAAAACCUGAUUUGGUACUCACUGAGAAAGGUGUUUCUGCCUCUCUGGUAUCAUCAGACCUUGCACAGCACUACCUCAUGAAGGCAAAUGUUUCCGCCAUACGCCGCGUCAGAAAGACGGAUAACAACCGCAUUGCCCGCGCGGUUGGAGCAACAAUCGUUAAUCGCAUAGAUGACCUGAAAGAAACCGAUGUCGGAACAGAAUGUGGCUUAUUCUUUAUCGAUAAAAUUGGCGACGAGUACUUCACUUUCCUAACAAAAUGUAAAAAACCCAAAGCCUGCACAAUCCUCUUACGUGGUCCGUCAAAGGACAUUCUCAAUGAAAUCGAACGCAAUCUCCAAGAUGCAAUGUGUGUUGCUCGUAACGUCUUCUUUGCUCCUUUAUUAUCGCCGGGGGGUGGUGCAACCGAAAUCGCGGUUAGCGUGAAGUUGGCAGAAAAAGCAAAGUCGUUAGAGGGUGUUGAGCAAUGGCCUUAUAAAGCAGUUGCAGACGCGAUGGAGGUUAUUCCACGAACGUUAGUGCAAAAUUGUGGUGGAAAUACGAUCAAGGUUUUGACCCAGCUGAGGGCGAAACAUGCUACUGGGAACCAUACAUGGGGAAUUGACGGUCUGACAGGCGAAGUGGUCGAUAUGAAUGAAUAUGGCGUAUGGGAGCCGCACGCGGUCAAAGUACAAACUAUCAAGACUGCAAUCGAGUCUGCCUGUCUGCUUUUGAGGGUAGACGAUAUUGUUUCUGGAAUCUCCAAAAAGAAGUCUGGUGGGGCACCAACAUCUGCACCGCCCGAUGCUGAAGGUGGGGAGGUUGAGG